This is a messenger RNA of Hansenula anomala, 2948 nucleotides long. RefSeq lists its product as uncharacterized. The coding region runs from base 1 to 2580 and encodes 859 amino acids. The transcript has 3 exons. NCBI's taxonomy places the organism in Eukaryota, Fungi, Ascomycota, Saccharomycetes, Phaffomycetales, Wickerhamomycetaceae. The record is from RefSeq and is a predicted model, not a curated record.
AUGAAGUUCACCAGCUUCAUUACGCUAUUUUUUAUUGGGUUAUUCCAAAAUGUUUUGGCUCAAAGCUCUUCAGCUUCACAAAGUGGAUCCACCAUUCAAGGUAUCGCUACUGUUUCAACUCCAAUUGGUUUCACCUCAACUGCUAGUUCCAAUUGCUACUUCACCUCUCAAACUGGUACAAUUCAUGAAAAAACCUACAAGGCUUACUAUGACGUUAGUGGUACAACUACUGGUAGUGGUUUAUCUAGAUCUCGUGUUCUAACUCUAACAUGGUUCUUUGAAUUUGAUGAGCCAAUUGACGCUGAAUCCUUUAAAUUGACAAAUUUGGGUUUGGAAAACUCAAACUUCCAAGGUUCAGUUAACUUGGAAGAUGGUACCUUCCUUAUUUCAUAUGAUGUUACUAUGCCAUACUUGACCUUCAUCACUUCCAUUCUUUCUUAUUGUGCUUUAGAUUAUGUUGGAUUCACAUUUCAAAACACAGAGGACAACCAAGACUCAUACUACUCAUUCUAUGUCGGUGUUGCUGGUUCUGUUUUGGGUAACACUUUACAACAAACUGUUUGUAACGUUGUUACAAUUGGUGACUGUCCGGUUUACACAAACGCAUUAGAGUUUGAUUGUAGCAUCUUGGGUAGCUUUUUGGAUUGUGAUGAUACUACAACCAUUUCAAUUGGUGAAUCUACAAGCUCAUCAUCUAGCUCUUCAUCAACCUCAUCAGUUGUUUCAAGCUCUUCAUCAGCCCCAGCUUCCUCAUCAGCUACUGAAACUUCAUCAGCCCCAGCUUCCUCAUCAGCUACUGAAACUUCAUCUGCUCCAGCCUCCUCAUCAGCUACAGAAUCAUCAUCAGCCCCAGCUUCAAGCUCAGCUACAGAAUCAUCAUCUGCUCCAGUCUCCUCAUCAGCCACUGAAACUUCAUCAGCUCCAGCUUCAUCAUCUGCUACAGAGUCAUCAUCUGCCCCAGCUUCAAGCUCAGCUACAGAAUCAUCAUCAGCUCCAGCUUCAUCAUCUGCUACAGAGUCAUCAUCUGCCCCAGCUUCAAGCUCAGCUACAGAAUCAUCAUCAGCUCCAGCUCCAUCAUCUGCUACAGAAUCAUCAUCAGCUCCAGCCUCCUCAUCAGCUACAGAAUCAUCAUCUGCUCCAGCAACCUCAUCUGCUACAGAAUCAUCUUCUGUUCCAGCCUCCUCAUCAGCUACAGAAUCAUCAUCUGCUCCAGCUUCAAGCUCAGCUACAGAAUCGUCAUCUGCUCCAGCUUCAAGCUCUGCUACAGAAUCGUCAUCUGCUCCAGCUUCAAGCUCAGCUACAGACUCAUCAUCUGCUCCAACCUCAAGUUCAUCAGCUACUGCUACCAAUACUGGAUCUGCUACCAACACAGCUACUGGCUCUGGUUCUAACACUGGCUCAGCUACCAACACAGCUACUGGUACUGGCUCUAACACAGACUCUAACACAGGUGCUUCAUCAACUGGUAGUGGUAACGGUGGUAAUGGUGGUAAUGGAUCCAACACUGGCUCCAACACUGCUACAAACACAGGUGCUUCAUCAACUGGUAAUGGUGCUCCAGCUCCAUCAUCUGCUACAGAAUCAUCAUCAGCUCCAGCCUCCUCAUCAGCUACAGAAUCAUCAUCUGCUCCAGCAACCUCAUCUGCUACAGAAUCAUCUUCUGUUCCAGCCUCCUCAUCAGCUACAGAAUCAUCAUCUGCUCCAGCUUCAAGCUCAGCUACAGAAUCGUCAUCUGCUCCAGCUUCAAGCUCUGCUACAGAAUCGUCAUCUGCUCCAGCUUCAAGCUCAGCUACAGACUCAUCAUCUGCUCCAACCUCAAGUUCAUCAGCUACUGCUACCAAUACUGGAUCUGCUACCAACACAGCUACUGGCUCUGGUUCUAACACUGGCUCAGCUACCAACACAGCUACUGGUACUGGCUCUAACACAGACUCUAACACAGGUGCUUCAUCAACUGGUAGUGGUAACGGUGGUAAUGGUGGUAAUGGAUCCAACACUGGCUCCAACACUGCUACAAACACAGGUGCUUCAUCAACUGGUAAUGGUGGUAACGGUGGUAAUGGCUCCAACACUGCUACAAACACAGGUGAUAAUGGCUCUUCAUCCACUGGUUUAGUCAGUUUCUUCCCAACAACAACUACUGGUGGCCAAUUUGCUACUGGUACUACUACUUAUCCAAUCACUGCUCCAACUGGCACUGGCUCAAGCUCAGGGAACAAUGGUUCAGGUUCAGGUUCAGGUUCAGGUUCAGGUAACAAUGGUAACGGCAAUGGAUCAGGAUCAGGAUCAGGAUCAGGAUCAGGUAACAAUGGUAAUGGUAAUGCUGCUGGUAACGGAUCUGGUAAUAAUGGAUCUGGCUCUGGUAAUGGUAACAAUGGAUCAGCAACUGGUCCAAAACCAACCACCUCAGCUGCUCCAGCAGGCACUACAUCUGGUGCUGCUGCUCCAACAUUACAAUCUGCUUCAGCCGGUGGUUCAUCAUCUGCUCCAAGCAUCUCAAGUUAUGAGGCCGCUGGUGUUGCUAACUUCAACAACUGGUUUGUUACCUUCUGCUCAUUUGUCUUUGUUUUGAUCUUUUAAUUUGAUAGAUUGAUUGAUUUUUAAGUGCAUUGAAUGGUUCUCAUUCUUGAAUUUAUUUUUAUUAUUUUUCAUUUCUUGAUAUGAUUGGUGCAUUUUCUUCUUACUUUGGCUCAACAUUUCAUGGUUUUCGUUUCAUAUUUCAUGUUAGAUUGAUUUGAUCUUGUUUUCGAGGCUCAACAAUUGAAAUAUUUUUUUGUUUUCUUAGAGGUUAUUACUUCUUCAAUUUUUAUUUGAUUAUAUUAUACCCAUUGGUUUUGAUUUCGAGAUUCUUUGGCAUGUUUUUUCUUUGAUUUGGUUAUAUCUUUACGAUAUAUCUAUUUUUUUUCUAUUCAACCAGUCAUAUUAAUAUUCACGAUGGCAAAUACUGG